AUGGAUGGUGUGGUUUCUGUUCAUUCAAAGAUCGGUUCUUCGUCAAGUGAUUAUGCUGUCACAGAAUUACCAAGCGGAGAAAGCUUUAGAGUACCAAGAAGACCUUCUGUAGUUGCAAUUCAGAUGGCCUAUGAUAUUCCUCCCUACAUGGGGGAAGAUGUUAUGAAUUUAGAAACUUUUGAGCAAGGAAGGUCGUGUGUGCGCCCAGGAGGUAUUUAUUGGUUGAGAGACGUCGAGAAUGCUCUUCACACUGACGAAUAUAUCACGUACAUGGCGUGUGCUGCCUAUACGAGUGUAUUUGUUACUAACCAUGGAAGAUUACUCGUGGGAGGUUCGAACCAAUUUGGAGAGAUUGGCCAACCUGUCAGCACCACGAAUUCCACACUCAGAAUACAGGAACAUCCAUUCUCAAGAAUACACAAUAACGUAAAGAUUUGUAAGGUAGUGUGUGGAGAUCAUUCGAUUGUAGCUCUAAGUGACGAGGGCAAGAUUUAUGCGUGUGGUUAUAAUGGAAACAAUGAAUUAUUGGUGAAUUCUCAUACGGAUAUUGUUGAAGAGUUAUGUGAAAGCAAGAAGAUGAAUGAAAUAACCGCGAACGAUCCUGCCAUUGAUAUUGCGACACAAUAUUAUCAGGUAUUGUUUCUCACAAAAAGUGGAAGUGUCUACAUUCAACAGAGGUACAUCAACCUUCAAAGGUGGCCACCUUUCACACAUGACGGUAUUGUUUUCACAAAGGUAGCCUGUGUUGGAGCUACCAAUUACAAAUUCCAAGUGUGUCUAACAAAUUCAUUUAGAGAUGUUUGUCUUGUUGAUUUUCCUUUCCAUGAUCGACUAAAUGUGGUGUUAAUGGAAAAAGCAGUUCAUAUCGACUCAAAUAAGAUUCUGAUGAUUAAUGGAGGAGAAGAAAACCGAUCACCAUUUUGUGUAUACAUGAAAACUCAAUAUUCUUAUGCUAUUGUGUUGCAAACAAAGCUUUCAGCACACCUCACAAAUAUUUAUGGAGAGGAUGGCCUCCAGGAUGUGUUCUUUAAUUGGAUAUAA
This is a messenger RNA of Naegleria fowleri, 1041 nucleotides long. RefSeq lists its product as uncharacterized. The transcript is spliced from 3 exons. The coding region runs from base 1 to 1041 and encodes 346 amino acids. The record is from RefSeq and is a predicted model, not a curated record. NCBI's taxonomy places the organism in Eukaryota, Heterolobosea, Eutetramitea, Acrasida, Naegleriidae.